Messenger RNA from Schistosoma margrebowiei, 2894 nucleotides. Lineage: Eukaryota; Metazoa; Platyhelminthes; Trematoda; Strigeidida; Schistosomatidae. The record is from the annotation of a GenBank genome assembly.
AAACAAUAUGGAGUUAAAAUAUUUACACUUACCAAAUAAUUGCUAAUACUGUGGUUUCGUUACGAAAUCUGGUCUGAUUAUCAGUAUAAAACGAAGGUACUAAGAGUGUGAAACUCCAAAAUCGCCAGGACAGUGUAUGUAUUGUCGGAAAAUGUUUUCAUGGGAUUUAAAUCCCGAAAUAGACAGACUAUUUGUCUUCAGUACUUGCAUCAAAAACAAUUAAUCACUAAUUUUUCCUCAUUUGGUGAUAAUUUCAUUCUCAAAAGUCAUCUGGUUACUCAUAAACUAUUAAACUGAGUAAAAGAGCGUUGCAAUAGGUAAAUAUUUAUGUUGAUGAGAGUUAGCACCAUUUACCAGUCUCUUAAACGUUGGGUAUUUCAACAAUUAUAUGUCCGCUGGGGUCAGUGAGUCCUACUUCAGUUUCAGUAUGUUAGGUGGGGGUGAGAACUUACAGUACGUUGUUUGCCUUCAUGUGAAAACGUCGGUAACAUCAUGAGCAGAUGCCAUUUGAAUAAUUGUUCGUAUCCAGUGUGAGCUUCAUUAUUCACUUGUUUAUCACGUAUGAAAUAGACUCUAGAAAAUUACUUCCCUACCUUACUAGAUACCUUGAAGUGGGCAAGUUUCUACAUGGAAAUGAAUUUCUUCCAAAUAUUUAUUCCCGUUAAAAUCAUUGUUAGUAUAACUCAUUUGUCAACCAUAUUUACAUGUGCAGCCUUAACCCUUCAUAUUUCAGUUGAGAGUUAUUUAUAUUACUCAGUUGAUUAAUUCAAAAAGGCGUAGUUGGAUUCAAACCUGCUAUCAAAUGGUUAGAAACUGAAUGCUUUUAAACUUAAGCCAGUGGUCCACAUUCUAUUUUUGUUAGUUUUACAUGCUGUAUACUACAAUGGUGCACAUGGGCUCCAGUAUCCUGCGGGAACAAAUGGCGUAUGAACCAGUCGUUGGUCACCGGCUUCCAUGGAACUGCAUCUCUUUACAAUGCUCUACUGCCUUGUGGAUCAGAAAUUCAGGUCGAAGGCUCGGGGAGUGGCCUCCUAAGAAAACCACCUGCUUCAGUUUGGCCACCCGGGCAGUAUCACAGCUCUCACACAUAUCGAAUGAGAUUUGUGUGGCGCAUAUGUAUUUGGUGCCUCCUUGUACCAAUAUCUAUGUGUUAAAAUAAAAAUAAUAAAAAAUAAUACCACUUCCUGGGCCAUCACAUAGUGUACUUUUGUUCAUUUCUAAAUAACUUGACACGUUCUCUGUUUCGAAGCUCAGUUAGUACGCAGUUAGAUUUUAACGGAAUGAGCUUAUAUUUUAAGGUUGUAAGUAAUUUAUUGAGUUGACUGUUUCUCCAAUUAUUUGUUACUCUCAUAAACGCUGCUAUUUCUGCUUAGCAACCAUUGUACUGAAGUUGAUCAUUUUCUUUUUUAGAAUUUCGAUGAAAUUUCUAUGCGUCUUGAGCAUUCUUCUGUUCAAUACAUCUUUUUUAAUCAUGGUGUAUCCUCACUUUUAUUUGACAUCCCAAUACUUGCGCAACUCAGUUUAACAAAUUUGGUCCUAUUAUUUUUCAUGAUCAACUCUUCAGUAAAUUCUGAAAUGGACGAUUUUGAUGAUAAUGGAAAUAGGCUUGUCCGACGUAAAUGGUGCCCAUGGUCUUCAUGGAGUCCGUGCUCUCCAACUAAGUGCUUCAAAGGUUUUGUAAACAAGAAUCCUUCAUAUUGGUCAAACCGUGAAGAAUUCCAUGUCGUUGAUGACACACAGAUUACAAACUGUGUUCUACUACCAAAAAAUAGUACCAAAAAACCUAGUCGAGCAUAUGUACGACAGACAAUACAAGGUCAACAUAAAAUUCUUGUUCCUGAAAAACAACGUUUUCGUACUUGUGAUUGUCAGUCAGUUUCCUUACUGAAUGUAUUCCGUUUAGUUAGCCGGCAUGAAUGUUUUCCUGGUGAUACAGUAUUCGAAUGCAGUGAAUGUGAAUCAAAUGAAAAAAUACAUUUGAAUCGUGAUAACAGUGAUUCUGAUGCAAAUCUAAUUCCAUAUUGUUCAUAUGAACAAUCUAAUUUUCAAUUGUAUAAAAUAUUAGGUGGGAUUAUUGGAGCAAUAGGAAUUAUAUGUUUACUAGUAUGUUUCAUACGUUUCUUAGUUAAACAAAUCUGUGGCACUCAACGGAUAAAUAAUCGAACUUCUUGUGGUGGUGGUGGUGGUUCUGGCGCUAAUACAAAUACUAAUGGUAAUACUGCAUCAAAUCGAACUGGUCGAAGAAGAAAUCGUUCACCUCAGUUACAAAAUAAUCAUAGAGAUGAUGCUACAGAAUAUUUGCAUAAUGAUUAUAGCACAAGUGUAUAUCCUGUUGGUUUUGGAAACUUAGAUUUACCCCCUGCAUAUACAGAUGUUGUAAAACUAUCUGCCAUUGAAACCGAGUCUAACAACAAUAAUAAUAAUAACUCAACAAUACCGGAUGCAUUUCGUUUUAAUUUAUCACCAAAUGAACAAAUUACAAAUCCUUCUUUUUUAUCUAAAUCAUCUUCAAAUCAAACUGGUCGAUUCAAUUCUACAUUGUAUACUAGUGAACAGAAUGCUACAUCAAGUCAAAUUUUAAAUGUAAAAUCAUCGAAUACAACACCACCUCCACCUAGUUAUGAAGAGAUUGUCGCAGCGACAAAUGCAAUGAAGACAAAUCGUGAUAAUGAUGAUUCAAUUAUGUCAGGGAAUGAAAUGAAUAUUGCUCAAGUUAGUCUUCAAACAGAAGAUACCGUUACUACUACUAGUAAUAAUACGAUUACAACUUAUAGUGGUAGUAAUUUGAAUACUGAACGAACUGAGACUAAUUCCUCGUAAUUUCUGCAAAAAACUUUAAUGCUGAAAAUGUUUUUUUUUAAUAAUUUGAUUUCUUCUGCCUCUUGUACUACUAC